Papilio polytes (common Mormon) is the source of this 2730-nucleotide messenger RNA. It is a transcript of the gene PCID2, whose product is annotated as PCI domain-containing protein 2 homolog. The transcript has 3 exons. The record is from RefSeq and is a predicted model, not a curated record. Gene Ontology annotation, biological process: post-transcriptional tethering of RNA polymerase II gene DNA at nuclear periphery; poly(A)+ mRNA export from nucleus; transcription elongation by RNA polymerase II. Gene Ontology annotation, cellular component: transcription export complex 2. Gene Ontology annotation, molecular function: double-stranded DNA binding; RNA binding. Bases 144 to 1337 code for a protein of 397 amino acids. NCBI's taxonomy places the organism in Eukaryota, Metazoa, Arthropoda, Insecta, Lepidoptera, Papilionidae.
ACUUCAAAGAAUCGUUUUCGAAAAAAUAUCAUAUUUGAACAUUACAAAUAAAACUUGUAAAAGUUAUAGCUGAUUAUUGAUAAUUGAAUGAACUUAGAGUUCUGUCAACGUGUUAACUUUAUUUUAUUAUAUAAUAAUUAAAGAUGUCUUAUACCGGCACGCUUAACCAAUAUAUUCAAUUGGUAGAAAGAGUAUACAGAACAGGACAAGGGGAUAUCCUAGCGAGAUUGCUUUCCCUUAAAGAUGAACACGUCGGGAACAGAAACUUGCGUUCCAGUAACAUAGCUUCACUUGUGGAUGGAAAUUGUGUAGCACCUUUAGACGAGAUUAUUAUUUACCAUCUAUUAUGUGUAAAGGCAUUACAUGACAAAGAUUAUAUGGAGGCAUAUGAUAGCCAAAGUGCUUGUGUUGCCUCAGUUGUGAAGAUGUUGCAAGGACAGAAAGAUGAGAACUGGAGUCUGCCACUUAUGUACACUGUAUGUUUAGAUCUACGAUUAGUUGCUCAAAAAGCUGAAGAGUGUAACCAUCAAAACAAUGGAAAGAUAUUAGAAAAGGCGGCUGAGAGUCUUCUCGCUUGCUUCAGAGUGUGUGCUGCUGAUAAUCGUUCAUCUGAUAGUGAUACAAAGCGUCUGGGAAUGUUGACACUCGUUAAUCAACUUCUAAAAGUCUACUUCAGAAUAAAUAAACUGCAUUUAUGUAAGCCUCUUAUAAGAGCUAUUGAUUCGUCACCAUUCAAAGAUCAAUUUCCAUUAGCGCAACAAAUAACUUACAGGUAUUUUGUAGGACGGAAAGCUAUGUUUGAUUCUGAUUACGGUUCUGCAGAUGAAUAUUUGUCAUACGCAUUUCAGAAAUGCCAUAAAGACAGUAGAAAGAAUAAAAGACUGAUCCUAACUUAUUUGAUUCCGGUUAAAAUGCUCCUAGGUUAUAUGCCAUCGAAAACUUUACUAGAAAAGUAUGAUUUAAUACAAUUUUGGGAUUUAGUAUUGAUGGUGAAAGAUGGUAAUCUUCGAGGUAUAGAUCAGGUUAUGGAAAUGCAUGAAAAUUUCUUUAUCAGAGCCGGUAUUUAUCUGAUUGUUGAGAAGUUAAAAAUAACAGCUUACAGGAAUUUGUUCCGUAAAGUAUAUUUAUUAGAGAAUACACAUCAAAUUGAUAUUGCCAGUUUUCAAGCUGCGUUACAAUUAGUUGGGCAAGAUGAUGUCGAUUUAGAUGAAACUCAAUGUAUCGUUGCUAAUCUUAUUUAUGAUGGGAAAAUAAAAGGGUAUAUUUCGUAUCAGCAUAAAAAGGUGGUUGUUAGUAAACAGAAUGCGUUCCCACCUUUGACUAGUUUGUACCAAUAAUGCCAAAAACAAUAUUAUUCUCUUAUACCUACAUAUCAGUAAGAUAUAAUAGUUCUUUCUGUAAUGUUACAUAACUAUCACAUUUAAGUAAAUAGAUAAAAUAGUAAGCUUACUUAAAGUUGCAUUUUUAACUUCUCAUCCAUUUUUUUAAACAGAAUUUAUUUUUAAUAUAAUACUUCGUAAGUAUUUUUUUUUUUUUUCAAGAAAAAUAUGCUGUUUUAAGAAACUAGGGUAACAUUAGUGCCAAAAAGAACUAAGUUUUUUUUUUAAAUAAAACAUGGAUGUUCUAAACAUUUUUUUUAUUAAAUCCACAAUAUAUUUCAAAGAAUAAUACAAAUAUUAUAAAUUUCGCUGGCCACUAACAUAGCGUUACGAUAAACAAUGCAUUAUUUACGAAGUCUUAACAUAGUGUGGUGUUUUUAUAAGGAAAAUGUCUUCUAUGUUUCUAUAUAUUUUGUUUCUUAAUAUUUUACUAAACAUUUUUUGAUCUAAAUCUUGAGAAGAAAAUUGUGCAAUUAACUAUUUUAAUAUAAAUUUGGUAAAGAAACUUGCGUUUUUGUUUAUCGAAAUUAGUCUAGGAUUUUUCAUUGGUAAUGUUGAAUGUUUGCUGAAAUGUUUAAAAUAUUUCUUUGAUUUGAUAUGUCGUUGAUAUGCAAUCUAUGCAAUUGUUUUUAUGAUACGAAUUGUUCACUGACAGGUGAAUUUCUUUUUGGUUAAUUUUUAUUUUUUCUGGAAGACAAUUAAUUAAAAUAGUUAAUUGCAUAGAGUCGAAGAUUGGUAGAAAAAUAUGAAGUAUUUCUCUAAAUAUAAUUUUGCUUUAUAUUAAAAUAUUUACUAUGAUAUAACCGUAUAGCACUUAUGAGUAAAUGUUGCCACUACGUUGCUUUAAUAUUGAGAAGUAAAAUUGGAUUCUUAUUAGAAUUUGAAAUUAUGAAGUGUAGUUAUUUAAAUGUAACAGGAUUCUCCUUUAAAUCUAUAAAAAACCCUAGUUUUUGUUUAAAAAACUUUUGAUAAUACUCCUUCAAAAAUUACCGUUGUUAUUUUUAAAGAAUAUGAUUUUUUACUUAUAUUAAAAGCAUUUUGGGAGUAACAUAGAAGCAAAUAUAACCUAUAAUGUAUGACUGAUGGAUUCACAAUUUUAUAAAUUGUGUAGUUUUAUCUAAACAUAUGGAUUGUGUAGAAUUGUAGAUUAAUAAAUUGUUUUUUUUUUAUAACUAUAUACAAAAGUCCUUAAAUUCUAAUCAAUUCAGGUACCUAAGACUACCUUUUUGGCAUUGCACUACAAAUGUAAGGGGAAAAGUUCAAAAGGUAAUUUGAUAUUGAGACAUGUUUUUUGAUAUUUAAGUCUAUAUUACAAUGUAUAUUUCAAGCUUCUAGUAAAUUUCAGAAACAA